Harmonia axyridis is the source of this 2133-nucleotide messenger RNA. It is a transcript of the gene alien, whose product is annotated as COP9 signalosome complex subunit 2. The transcript has 7 exons. Bases 108 to 1496 code for a protein of 462 amino acids. Gene Ontology annotation, cellular component: COP9 signalosome. The record is from RefSeq and is a predicted model, not a curated record. Gene Ontology annotation, biological process: protein deneddylation. NCBI's taxonomy places the organism in Eukaryota, Metazoa, Arthropoda, Insecta, Coleoptera, Coccinellidae. Gene Ontology annotation, molecular function: protein binding.
AUAUUCUGUUUCGGUGUCAAUUUUUAUUCAAGAUUCUUAGCCUAAUACCUCAAAGCCUGUGAUUUUUUUGUAGGAUUUAUUUAAAGGAAACCCGAAAAGCACACAAAAUGUCUGAUCCUGAGGAUGAUUUUAUGUGUGAAGAUGAAGAGGAUUAUGGAUUGGAAUACUCGGAAGAUAGUAACUCCGAACCAGAUGUAGAUUUAGAAAAUCAAUAUUACAAUAGUAAAUCUUUAAAAGAGGAGGAACCUAAAGCUGCUCUUAUCUCAUUUCAAAAAGUUUUGGAUCUUGAAAGUGGAGAAAAAGGAGAAUGGGGAUUCAAAGCACUCAAACAAAUGAUAAAAAUUAAUUUUAAAUUAGGUAAUUUUGAGCAAAUGAUGUCCAGGUAUAAACAACUUCUAACAUAUAUUAAGAGUGCUGUUACUAGAAAUCAUAGCGAAAAAUCAAUAAAUUCGAUCCUCGACUAUAUUUCAACCUCAAAAAAUGUGAGUCUUCAUUUAUCACCUGGAAAGUAUUAUAGUAAAAACUUUGAUUUGCAGAUGGAGUUACUACAAGAUUUUUAUGAAACUACAUUAGAAGCAUUGAAAGAUGCGAAAAAUGAUAGACUGUGGUUCAAAACAAAUACCAAACUAGGAAAAUUAUACUACGAUAGAGGUGAUUUCAAUAAGUUAGCAAAAAUACUGAAGCAAUUACAUCAGUCAUGUCAAACUGAUGAUGGUGAAGAUGAUUUGAAAAAAGGUACACAGUUGUUGGAAAUAUAUGCUUUAGAAAUUCAAAUGUAUACUGCCCAGAAAAAUAACAAGAAGUUGAAAGCUUUAUAUGAACAAUCCUUGCAUAUUAAGUCUGCUAUUCCUCAUCCUUUGAUAAUGGGUGUCAUCCGUGAAUGUGGCGGCAAGAUGCACUUGCGUGAACAAGAAUUUGAAAAAGCUCACACAGAUUUCUUUGAGGCCUUUAAAAACUACGAUGAGUCAGGAAGUCCAAGACGUACCACCUGCCUCAAAUAUUUAGUAUUAGCUAAUAUGUUGAUGAAGUCUGGAAUCAACCCAUUCGAUUCUCAAGAAGCCAAACCAUACAAGAAUGAUCCAGAAAUCUUAGCAAUGACUAAUUUGGUCAACGCUUACCAAACAAAUGAUAUUAACGACUUCGAGAGCAUACUAAAACUAAAUAGGCAGAAUAUAAUGGAUGAUCCAUUUAUUAGAGAACACAUUGAAGAUCUUCUACGUAACAUAAGGACACAAGUACUCAUAAAGUUAAUCAAACCAUAUACUAGGAUAAGAAUACCUUUUAUAUCUAGAGAAUUAAACAUUGACGUUACGGAAGUCGAAAAUCUUUUAGUGUCCUGUAUUUUGGACAAUACAAUUCAAGGUAGAAUGGAUCAAGUGAACUCAGUGUUACUGUUGGACCGUACUAGCAUUAAUUCAGCAAGAUAUAGUGCUUUAGAUAGAUGGACAAAUCAAUUGAACACAUUACAUUCAUCGAUCAUCAACAAAAUGGCUUAGCUAUGUGAAUAUAUAUUUCAUUACGUAGACGCACUAUAUCUGAAAUUUUUUUGUUUGUUUUCAUGAUCAAGAACGAACGAUUAUUCAGUUCUAAUCCUAAGAAUAUCUGAAAAUUACACAUUUCAACGUUACAAUACUUUUUUUUUAUGUAUUAUCAUUAAUUUUUGCCGAUUUAUACUGAAUUACAGCCCUUGGACUAGUUGAAUGACUCUGGCAACUUUUCUAUUGAUUUUUCUGAGUUAUCAAUUUAUAAGUUGAAAAUUUUUCAGAGACUUAAACUGUCUUAGGAUUUUUGUAUGUCGAACUAUUUACUUGCUCAAUAUUUCAGAUAUUGUUAGUAAUUUAAUUGCAUGGGAAAUUUAAGAUAAAAUCUAAAUAAAAAAGGAGGAGAAAUAACACAUUACUUAAUUACAUAGGAUUUGUAUGUGCUUCAACAUUGGAAACAGAUUUUUGGUAUUUUACUAGCCACAAAAAUACUUAAAGCAAUCAAUAUCUUCUACAUCAUUUUUAAAUUUCAAUUUUCACUUUAUUCUAUUCCCAAUAUAUUUCUCCUUAUAUUAUUUAUAACCAUAUUUCAGGAAUUUUUGAGUCAUGUUUUAGUGUACUGUUUAUAAUAAAGUGAUCUGUAUUUUAUCAA